AUGGCAACCAAAAUAGUUUGUGAAUCCAAAAUUCUCCUGACACUCAAUAAUUAUGCUCUCUGGCUACUACCCAUGAAAGCGAAGCUCCACAAAGCCAAAUCCCUCACAAUUGUCACCAGAAUCCAUACCUGUCCUGACCCUGAAAUGGACAAAGAGAACACUAAACUCUAUGUCAAACUUAAUGAAGAUGAUUAUGCCAAAAUUGUCCAACAUCACAAUCAGGAGAUUCUUGCAUAUGUUAGCUCUACCUUACCCAAGACCAACAAAUUCAACAGUUACAAGCUUUGGCAACUCUUGAAACAAAAGUAUGCUGGCAACAAUCUCACUUCUCGAACCACUUCCCUCAAGAAAUACCUUGCAAUAGAAUACGACUUGUUCUUGUCGUUUAUCCCUCUUGUUCAAUUGGCCAAUCAGAAAAUCUCCCUCUCACAACUUGCACUUUACAAUCAAGUCAAGAUCAUACUGAUGCUUGAUAAACUUCCUCAAGAAUUUCACUCAUUCAAAACCAACAUCUCUAUGAACUUUGAAACUGUACCAUUUGAACAAGUUCUGAAGAAGCUAGAAGACUUUGCUGCUCAAAACCAGUUGCAUGAAAUCAAGAAAUCACUGACCCCAUUGGAAGCAACAAUGUACACACAAUCUUCUAACCCCAAGAUCAUCUGUCCUCAUUGCAAGCAAGGAUUCCAAGCAUGUUCCCACUGUUUCAAGAGUGGCCACACCAAAGACAACUGUUUCCAAAAACAUCCCAACAAACGAGCUCCAAAUUUGGUUGCUUCCUUGUCCAAACAACACGCAUUCCAUCUGACUUGA
Puccinia graminis f. sp. tritici CRL 75-36-700-3 is the source of this 810-nucleotide messenger RNA. RefSeq lists its product as uncharacterized. The transcript has a single exon. Bases 1 to 810 code for a protein of 269 amino acids. NCBI's taxonomy places the organism in Eukaryota, Fungi, Basidiomycota, Pucciniomycetes, Pucciniales, Pucciniaceae. Gene Ontology annotation, cellular component: ERMES complex. The record is from RefSeq and is a predicted model, not a curated record. Gene Ontology annotation, biological process: phospholipid transport; mitochondrion organization.